Molecule: messenger RNA, 2044 nt
Organism: Bactrocera oleae (olive fruit fly)
Lineage: Eukaryota; Metazoa; Arthropoda; Insecta; Diptera; Tephritidae
Gene: Rad1
Product: Radiation insensitive 1
Biological process (GO): DNA damage checkpoint signaling; DNA repair
Cellular component (GO): checkpoint clamp complex; nucleus
Molecular function (GO): 3'-5' exonuclease activity
Source: RefSeq, a predicted model, not a curated record
GUUUCUGUUUCGAUUAAUAAACAGAGAGCCGUGAAAGUAUAAACAGAGAACUGUAUUAAUUAUAUUAUAUUAUAAUAUUUGCCUAACGUUUACUUACUUUACACGCUUUCUGGUCAACUAAUUGUUUUAUUUAUAAACGAUAUUUUAUUAUUUAUUGAUAAAAACAAAAAUUUGCUAAGAUUUCUUCCUAUUUCCAUUAAAAGUAAGUAACGACAAUAAUUUAUUAUUUAAAAACGUACCGCAUCGGUAAUUUACGUUCCUUGUUAUCAAUAUGCGUAAUUUCAAGGUACGGCAACCCUACCUGGUUAUGUUUACGAAUGAAGGUAAGCAAGCUAAGUAACAAAUUUCACAUGUUUUUCUUUAGAUUUCCCGGCUGAUUGUGUUGGAAAUAUUUAAUUAGAAUUUACGUUUAAAUUUAAAACGAAAAUAAAAAAAACCAAGUUUCUAUAUGCCAAAUGCAAUUAGAAACGAGAGAUACCUUUCCAGCGAAACGAAUUAUAGUAAAGCUAAUCGAGGGAGCACUGCACCAAUACGAACGAAAUACGAGCACGGUGGAUAUAGAGUCAAGUGUAGAAGUGCACACAAAUCAUUUAUUGCAGCAACUCAAAGCUCUUUUGGGCGAUAUCCUCGUUGAGGCAUUGUGCAUUUUGGAUGAGCAAAACAUAAUUGUAUACACUAAUGAAAGUUGUGCAAUUGCCGAGCUACAGAUCAAAUAUCAACAAUACAGUAGCUCUAUUUGGUUGUUUCCUGGCGUGAACUAUUGCAAUUGCAAACAGUUCAACGAGCGUGUGUUGGGUUUAUCAAGUGAGCUACAGCAUUCAAAUUCAGACACACAAAGGGAAAACGUGCAGCGGAGUUAUACUUGUGCACAUGUAUUGGCUUUACGUCUCGCACAGCUGUUACGCCCAGUGCCAAGCGCUUACAAAGUGGAACCAGUGACGCAACAACAAUUUAAGAAUCUGAAUGAUCGAAUGGAAUGCAGUUUUUUAGAAAUAUUUAAAGAAAAUUCGGAUUGAAAAUUAACGAAUGCAACAUUCAAAGACCCUCUAUGAGAAGGGACUCUUAAAGAAUCUGAAAAUGUUAACGCAACGUCAAUAUUCGAAUUUCAAAUUUGUAGCACGUUUGGAUCAGACUAAGACAUUUUAUACAGGCAUAAAAGCUUUAAAUUUUGAAAAUAAUGGCAAAUUUCAAAUAAGUGAAGAGGGCCUACGUGUGACCGUGGAGGAGGGUAAUUGUGUGCAAGCUAAUCUUUUUAUGACCGCAUCAUGUUUCGCCGAGUUUCAUGUUGUCGACACGGUGACCUUUGGUCUAAACAUGAAUAUCAUCUCCGAGUGUUUGGGACUCUUCGCUGGCAUACCAUGUAGCUUGAAAAUGUUCUACAAAGGCGACGGUGCACCAUUGGUGCUCGUGCUGCGACCAAACGAUGAGCCGGAUAUAUCAGCAGAAUGUUCCAUCAAAACUACCAACGUCGACGAAGUAAUAGAUUAUAAUCUCGAUGAAGAGAGUGCCAGUUUAAAUGUGGUCUUUGUGCGCGGACCGGCUUUGGCAAAUCUCAUACAAGAAUUAAAUAAAGCGGCCGAUGAGUUGAGAAUAACUUUAUCGCCGCGCACGCCGCAUUUUAAAAUCGAAACAUUGGGUGUGAUGAAAACUGAGACAUUUGUUGAAGUGGCCAAAACUAGUGAUAUGAUUAUGUUAUUUAAUUGCCGUGAAACGACGUCGGCGUGUUAUCGCAAUACAGAAAUGCGUAUGACACAUAAAGCGCUGGCGGCCGCCACCAAAGUUGCAAUCAAAACGGAUGCAAGUGGUUUGCUCGAAAUGCACUUUAUGAUGCAAUCCGAAGACCAGGCAGAGGUAUAUGUACAAUUCUAUAUAAUGCCGUUGGCGGAUAUUUAAAAUUUUACACAUUGUUGUUGUUGUUAUAGAGCGUGUACACUUUUUUCAAUAUGUAUUAUGAAAUUAAGAAUUUCUGUGAAAUCUAAAAAUCGCAAAAAUGUUACACUAAGCGAAGAGUUUAAAAAUAAAUUAAGUUUUAAUACCAACAUUA